GAGGACAGCACAAACAGAGGGUGAUGGAGGGAGGCAGGGCGGGGCUGCUGAGUGGAAGAGCAGAGUCACCAGGACGGCGCGACAGUAUCUACGGGACGAGUCACUCGGCAGCAGAGGAGGGGGCAGUCUUCCAGCCUGGAUGGGCCCAGCGAUGCCUUGAUGGAGUAUGGGCCAGGUUUUAGGAUUUUCCCACUGCCAGGAAUAUGGCUCAGUGGCGUCCACACCGGACUCGACGCCUCCGUGCACCGAUGGCAGAAACGAGGAGUCUGAGAUGUAUGAGCUGCAGACGGCCAGGGAAUGGUCAGAGGACGAGGGAGGAGAUGGAGGUCCAGAUGACGAGGAGGCACUGGCUUCGUCGCCAUCCAUCUGGGGCACGCCCCGUCAGAACUCCUUUGAGCUGACCUUCUCUUAUAUUGCCAUCGCCGAAGCAGAGGCAGCGGGAGCCUCGCGUCUGCUCCGUGAACGGCACAGAGGCAGUUCUCGGGGAAGUCGUUCUCCUUUAAGCCACGCGGACACACUGGAAACGCUGCUGGACUCUCCUGAUGUAGACUGGGACCCUCAAGGUUUCAUCAGCCAUGAAGAAGAGGAGGAUGCAUUAGAAAGGAGGGAGCGGGAUGAGGUGGAGGAGGCAGAAAACGUGGAGAGUGGGCAGGACCGUCAGAGUGAAACUAUUAGAAUUCAGCCUCUUUCACCAAACCUGGACCAAGAACCUCAGGAGAGAGACACAGGAACCCAAAGACAGACUCAAAGCAGCCAGCCACAGACAGUCCAGCCUGUGUGUCCUGAGCGGGACCUGACCUCUGAGACUUUUCAGGCAGCAGCCACAGUGACAUCACCGGCCCUCGAGCCUGAGCCUGCUGUUACCGUGGAAACCAUUUCAGUCAAGCUCCUCACAUCUGUGCGGUGCAGAGGCGGCCUCAAAGGAGACUCUACAUCCACAUCGCCAGACACCACUGGCCUAAACUCUCAGGAACAGCCGGUCAGCGAUCACUGGUUUUCAGCACUGAACAUUUCAGAGGAUGCAACAGUUUUCGGCCACAUAGCAGUGAUGGACCUCAUCUACUGGAAGGACACAGAGCGGACAGGCAUGGUGCUAACGGGGCUGGUGGUGGGCCUGCUGUCCUUGUUCCAGCUCAGCAUCAUCACUGUGGUUUCCACCCUCUCAUUGGCCAUCAUGUGCUUCACCAUCUCCGUGCGCAUCUACUACCAGCUUCUCUACAUCCUCAACUGGGGUGACGGAGUACAUCCAUUCAAGUCGUAUCUGGACUUGGACAUCAGCCUCAGCGGAGAGCAGGCUGAUCACUACAUGCAGAAAGCCAUCGUUCUGGUCCUGUCCACUGUGGACAGAUUCAAGAGGCUCUUUUUUGUUGGAAACCUCUUUGACUCCCUAAAGUUUCUGUUUCUGUUGUACCUCAUCACAUUCUUGGGAGACCUGUGCAAUGGCCUUACUCUGCUCAUCAUCGGUGUGAUUGCUGUCUUUUCGCUGCCUCUUUUCUACAGACAACGCCAAGAGCAGGUGGACGGCUUCUUUGCAAAAAUCCAGGCCCACGUGGACAACUUCAAGGACUUUCUGAAAAGACUAGCCCAGGGAGGCGGUCCUCCCCCUGACCCAACUCCAGGUGGCGCCAAACCCAAAACCCAGUAAACACUUGUGGACAAAAACUUAGAGAAGCUCACAGAGUUCCAGGCUGUCACUCAGAUGUCUUACCCAGCAGUCUGUGCUCUGAACUCCAGGGAACGCAGCUCCAGACACUAGGGGAGGGAGGGGAGGUUAUUUAACGGGAGGCUGACUGGGUCUAGCCAUGGCACGUGGUUUUCUAACUGUAUCUAGGGUGCGGGGUUAGAGGUCGAUGUUGAGACUCUUGCUGCAGACAUCAGAGACCUUCUGAUGGACACGUUGUAGGAAACGGCUCGUCUCACUGAAAAUAUUCAGUUUUUAUGAUAUUAAUAUAUUUCAAAAAGUGUCUUAGAUGACUGACAGCUACAAUCCAAAUGAGGCCGGACAUGGAAAGUUGUGUGUAUAUAGGAAACCUGUGCACUCCCCCACUGACUGCUGCACACCUGUGAACUGCCCAAAGUCAGCUGAUGAUAUGAAUUAUUGCUGUAAAGAGGUGAGAGGAGUGUUUGAACACAAACACACACACCAAGCUCACUUCUCCAAAAGAAAUCACCGCAGCAGAAAUCUGGCAUAUUCGGGCAGGUUCAGACACAAAACCCAAAAAUUCCUUCUGCAGCUCAUUAGAAAAUGGACAGUUUUCCACAACCAGAACGGGAAUGGUUUGUUUAAAUUAUUCAGUAUAUUGCACAGUGAAAGUUACCGAAGCAGCCAAGUGCAUCGUGGCCUCAACUAAAUAUUUGUAAUUUUGAGUUACUGAGUUUUGCAUCUGAACCCUUCAUAUGCAUUUUCACACCUGCCCACCUGUUUGUGGAUAUGAGAAUCAUUUCUGACACACAUCAUUGACUGAAUUUGCUACAUAGCAGCUGCUAUUAAAAAUCACAUUUGUUUUAUUUUGAAAAUACUGUUUAGUUUCAUUCAUAUUGUCUGGUUGAGUUUCUCUAGUCGUGAUGGAUGAGAACAAGUUUGGUGCAAUUAUUUGGGAGGUGGGGGGGUGUGGCAGGGGUCAUAAAUGAUGGAG
Thalassophryne amazonica is the source of this 2636-nucleotide messenger RNA. It is a transcript of the gene rtn2a, whose product is annotated as reticulon 2a. The transcript has 11 exons. The record is from RefSeq and is a predicted model, not a curated record. Bases 167 to 1645 code for a protein of 492 amino acids. NCBI's taxonomy places the organism in Eukaryota, Metazoa, Chordata, Actinopteri, Batrachoidiformes, Batrachoididae.